This is a messenger RNA of Myxozyma melibiosi, 966 nucleotides long. Its product is annotated as beta-lactamase-like protein. Bases 1 to 966 code for a protein of 321 amino acids. NCBI's taxonomy places the organism in Eukaryota, Fungi, Ascomycota, Lipomycetes, Lipomycetales, Lipomycetaceae. The record is from RefSeq and is a predicted model, not a curated record. The transcript has a single exon.
AUGGCCGAAGAAACUAGCUGCUUCACAUGGACGAAGCUCAACUCUACCAUCUACAGAAUCAUGCAGAACGACAAGAUGGGCGACGAGCCGUUCAUCUACGUCAAGGUGUACCCCACACUUCUUUUGAUUGUCGACACCGGCAGCGGUCCCGACUUUGCCAAGGACACCACCGUGACUGAGAAGUCGAUCCGGAGCUUUAUCGAGAAGCACCUUGCGGCCGAGGGUCGUCUGUUGACGGCCGACGGAGAAAAGAAGCAGUAUCUGAUUUUCAUCACGCAUACGCACUACGAUCAUAUCGGCGGAAUGUUUGAGUUCCCCGAAGCUGACAUCUUUGUGUCUGGAAACUCGCAGGAGUACGUUCUCAAGGAUCUCGGCUGCAACUCGCUCUGCUGCGCGGUGUCGAUGCCAACGCCCAAGUUCGAGGUCCACCAUUGGCUCGAGCAGAACGAGAAGUUGGUGUACAAGGGAAUUGAUCUCAAGAUCGAGGCUUUGCUUACCCCGGGCCACACGCCGGACGAGAUCGCGCUCUACGAUGAGGAGGAGAAGGUGUUCUUCUCGGGUGACUCCGUGUACGAGAAGGUGCCAAUCUACAUGAUUGAGACCUCGAACAUGGCCGAUUUUGGCAAGUCGCUUGAUUUUAUGCUGGAGUAUGUCCAGAAGAAGAACGCCGAGCUUUCCGGAACAAGGAUCACGACUGCCGCUGGCCAUGUCACUGACAGUGCCGAUACCGAGACUUUGCUGGUUGAGCUGAAGGAGUGCUUUUACGACAUGUUGAAGGGCAAGUGCAAGCUCACCAAGCAAGAGAACAUGCGUGGGAAGAACGUGCUUACGUUUAUGAACGAGACCAAGAAUGUGGGGUAUCUGAUCAUCGACGCGAAGUUGAAGGAGGGAUUGAAGCAUUUCGGAUAUGAGAUGGAGCUGCCUGAGCCAUUGGCUGCGGACGCGCCUGCAAAGACGUUUGAGUAA